This is a messenger RNA of Capra hircus (goat), 371 nucleotides long. Its product is annotated as putative ATP-dependent RNA helicase TDRD12. Gene Ontology annotation, biological process: transposable element silencing; germ-line stem cell division. NCBI's taxonomy places the organism in Eukaryota, Metazoa, Chordata, Mammalia, Artiodactyla, Bovidae. The transcript has 4 exons. The record is from RefSeq and is a predicted model, not a curated record. The annotation marks the transcript as partial.
AUAAGACUGUAAAAUGUACUAUGGAUUCAUUGAAAGGUUCCCCUAAAAAAGAAUCUGAAAAGAAACAACAGUACAUCUCCUUGAAAGAUGCAAAUAAGUGUGUUGAAUCUUCAGUGUGCUGGCCAACAAAGAGAGGCAUAACCAUAUAUGCCAAUCCAGACACACCAGCUGCAAGUGCUUCAUGUCAAAAGUCAAGUGAGAAGCCACUUAGAUCAGCUGAGAAGAAAGAAUACAAUGAGAAGAAUGGCUGUGUGAAAUUACUGCAGUUUUUAAACCCUGAUCCUUUGAGAGCUGAUGGAAUCUCUGAUGCACAGCAGGUAUUGCAACUCCCCCCACCCCCGCCGAAAGAAAGAAAACUGUUCACUCUUUAA